Messenger RNA from Emiliania huxleyi CCMP1516, 3700 nucleotides. RefSeq lists its product as hypothetical. The record is from RefSeq and is a predicted model, not a curated record. Gene Ontology annotation, molecular function: DNA-binding transcription factor activity, RNA polymerase II-specific; zinc ion binding; nucleosome binding. NCBI's taxonomy places the organism in Eukaryota, Haptophyta, Isochrysidales, Noelaerhabdaceae. The transcript is spliced from 10 exons. Gene Ontology annotation, cellular component: SWI/SNF complex; nucleoplasm; brahma complex. Gene Ontology annotation, biological process: regulation of transcription by RNA polymerase II; positive regulation of DNA-templated transcription; chromatin remodeling. Bases 18 to 3464 code for a protein of 1148 amino acids.
AAGCGAGUCACCUCGGCAUGUCAGAGGCACCUGGCCCCCCCCCGGCGACCAUCGCCGGGGUGGGGACCAGCACCGAGGGAGCAGCACCCCCACUCGCAGCGAUGCAGCCUCCCCACUUUCCCGCAGCGCCAGCUGUUCCCAUGCCGGCGACCAGCGUUGGCGCGGGCUGGCCGGCACCCACGGCUCAGCCGGGCUCGAGCGCGUGCGGAAGCGUCGAGAGGGGUGUGGACGCUUCGACACAGAUGGAAACGGGCAGACCCGCAAUCGUCUCACCGGGCGCGGGGAGCGCGCCCCUCCAGCUGUCGAUGGGGGCGCAAGCGGGAGCGUCGUCUAGUGUAUUGCUCGAAGACCUCAUGCAGCCGAUGGGUUCCUUCUACCCAAACGGAUCCGGCGGCGAGCGGAAGCGGUGCGCUUCGGCGUGCGUCGCCUGCUGCCAGAAGCGCAUCCGCUGCGUGAUGCUCCGCUGCGGCAGGUGCUCCAACUGCGUCGCCCGCAACAUCCCGUGCAUCCCCCGCGUCGGGCGGAAGCGCGGCCCUCCGCUCCGCGAAGAGCGCGAGGCACGGGAGCGUGCCGUCGCCCUGGCGCUGGAGCGGCAGCACUCGGGCAUGUUGGUCGGCAGCCAGGACUCGCCGCUCGGCUCCCGCCCGGGCGGCUUCCCCGGCGUCCCGUCGAUGCCCGUGCCGCUCUCGGCGUUGCAGCAAGCGCAGCUCGUCGCCCUCUCCGCCGCCAGCCAGCCACCGCAGCCGGUGGCGAUGCUGCAGAUGAUGGCGCACCUGCAGGCGAUGCAGCAGGCGCAGAGCUCCUACUCUGGCUCGCCGCUCGGGCAGCACGCCCCCUCGCCGCGGCAGUGGCCGCAGAUGCCGACCGGCCAGCAGAUGCCGACCGGCCAGCCAUCCCCGGAGCAGUGGCUGGUGCAGCAGGCGCAGCAGGCGCAGAUAGCGCAGGCAGCGCAGACAGUGCAGCAGGCGCGGCAGGCGCAGCAGGCGCAGACAGUGCAGCAGGCGCAGGCAGCGCAGCAGGCGCAGGCAGCGCAGCAGGCGCAGGCAGCGCAGCAGGCGCAGGCAGCGCAGGAGGCGCAGGCAGAGCAGGAGGCGCAGGAGGCGCAGGCGAUGCUGACGCAGCAGGGCCAGGCGCAGGCGCAGGCGCAGCAGGCGCAGCAGCAGGCCGCAGCCCAGGCGGCACACCAACAAGCAGCAGCACAGCUGCUGAUGGCGCAGCGGCAGGCUCAGGCCCAGGCGAUAUUGGCGCAGCAAGCGCAGGCGCAGCACGCGCAGCAGACGCAGCUCGCGCUCGCUUGGCAGUUCUGGCAGACGGACUUCUCGUCGCGCCGCUCCGGUGACGGCUCGCUGGAGCCGCACACGCCCAAGCCGCGGAAGGCGCGGAGCCUCGGUCGGACGUCGGGGAAGAAGGCGCUGGCGCUGGCAGCAGUGCACGCUUGCUCGGCCCACUCUGACAGCGAGAACUCGAGCGAGACGCACCGCUCGCGGCGGCGACCGCCCUCUUCCGCUCCUCUCGGCGGCGCACUGGUCAGCGCCUCGCUCUCGGAGCUCAUCGAUCUCGAGAGCGGCACUCCGGACCCGCGUGCACGGCGCUCCGGCACAAACUCACGAAAGGAGAAGCGGCCGAGCGUGCGAGAGCCCAAGAGGGCGCGGCCGCGCGUGGGCCUGCUCAUCGCGCUGGCCGUGUGCACCAUCCUCUUCGGCCCCAUCGCCACGCUCGCCUCGUACGUCCGCCUCUCCUCUGUGCGCCGGCCAGCAGGCCCUCCGUCGCCAGCCGCCGACGCCGUCACGCUUCGGUCGCACACGUUGCACCUGUCGCUGGCGGGCUCGGACCGCAAGGCGCGGAUGGUGCUCCCGCGGUCCGCGGACUGGGCCAUCUUCCUAGCCGGCUGCAAGGAGCGGCUGCAGAUCGCGGCCGUGGCGCAGGUGACGGACGAGUCUGGCGACGGGAUCCACUCGGUCGCCGACCUGAUGCACGAGGACAACCUGGUCGUGCACGCGCAGCCGGCAGAGUCGGGCGCAGCCUCCGCGAGAACGAGCGGCACCGGCGCUAGCUCGCCGGCGCAGCUGCCCGGCUCAGCUAGCAAGGAGCCGCCAGCUGGCAAGGAGCCGACAAAGGCGAAGCCUGAGGAGCAGAGGGGCGCCCGCGCGGCCCAGGCGGGCGGAGGCGCGCCCGCCGCUGGCGCCGUGCGGCGCGCCGAACCGCCGCCGCCGCCGCCGAGGAGGAGGCCGCCCCCGCCCCUGCCCGAGUGCGGCGCCCGCCACCCGGAGUACCGCGUGGCGGUGCUUGUGCCGCUGCUCGGCCCGCCGCCCGCCUUCCUGCCCUACUUCCUGGCGUCGGCGCGCACGAGCUCGGCCCUCGUCGACUUCGUCCUCUUCCACGAGGGGCAGCGGCUGCCGUGGGAGCGACCUCCGAACGUCAAGCUGGUCGACGUCGGCCCAGGCGCGGCCAGCGAGAGCGAGCGGCCAGCGAGAGCGAGCGGCCAGAGAGAGCGAGCGGGCAGCGGGGAGCUGCACUUGCCGCUGCGCAACGCGACCGCCGUGCUGCGCUCGCUCAAGCGGCUCUUCGAGAGGUGGCCGCGGCUGAUUGCAGAGUACAAGCCGGCGUACGGUCGCUUCUUCUCGGACUAUCUGCUCGGCUACUCGCAUUGGGGAUAUUGCGACCUCGACAUGGUCGUGGGGAGCCUGCCGACCUUCCUCGAGCGGAGCGAGCUCGCCGAGCAAGACAUCGUCACCUUCUCGUACGGCGAGCGGCUCGCCGCGCCGCACCCCGCGAGGCGGCGCGACGCGUCGGGCCUCUACCUGCGGGGCCAGUUCACGAUUCACCGCAACGACCACUCGAUCAACGACCUCUGGCGGCAGUGCUCCAACCUCGGCUCCGGCCUCGAGGCGCAGCCGCUAUCGCCGGCUGUCGCCCUCGCUGCCGGCGUGCGCUUCAAGAUCGCCCCCAAGCAGGCGAUCGGACUCGACAUCCGAUCGACCGCAUCGGCCGUUUGGGCGGGAGGGGCCGUCUGGCAUUGCUCCGCUGCUACCGAGCCGGACGCGUCGCUCUUGCAAGAGCUCGCCGCCGCCGGAGUGGCGCGCCGUUGCUACCUGCAUUUGCCGUCGAUACAGCCGGCCGUCGGCGGCGCGAGUCCAGUGGAGGUGCGCGAUACGGGCUGUGGCGACUGGAUCUCGCCAGAGUGCAGGCUCUGCGCCGCAGAUCCACCGGCCGACGGGAGCUCGAUCGCGUACUACGCGCGCGACGGCAAGGUCCACUCCCGUCGGAUCGACUCGUCAGCGCUAGCGCUGCCGAGCCCGAAUGCGCAUGGGUGCCACCAGGCGGCCAUUUUCCACUUCCAGGAGUGGAAGAAGCAUUGGGAUGGCAACGCCGAUGUCGUCGACGUGCUCUCGCCUGCCGACACGGUGGACCCGGGGCUGGCGUUCCACGUCUCGACUGCGGGGAUUCGCAGACUCCGUUUCUGAGGGAGAGCGCGAUCGAGGGGGCAUGGAGCCCCUUCCUUCUCUAGCGGCGUGAUCUUGAGAUGACGGGCGUGCGAGCGACACACGCGAAAUGUGUCGAGCUACGAGAGAUGUGUGUACCGUCGCGGAGAGUUGUCUCGAGCGCGUUUGUGUCUGUGGUGUGUCGCGCCGGAGGCGAGCGCAGGCGCCCCCGCCGCAUGUGCGCGCGCGUUCUUCCGAGAUGAACCCAGUACAGUUUU